AUGCAGUGGUAUAGAAAUAGAGUUUUAAAGGACGCCAUCAUCAGCCCCCAAGGCUCGUUUGGCGACAGCCUGAAAUGUCGAGAGUUUUGCUAUUCCCUGCCAACAUGUGGAGGCGUCUCCUACAAUGUCUCCUCCAACACCUGCUACGUCCUAUUCAAGCUAUUCGAAUUUGCUCAAUUGGACACUUCCAUGGGAGUUAAUACAUUCAUACCCAGCUUCCUACACUCCCAACCUCAACCGUUAGCAAAAAGGGUAAUUGAACAAGUGCAAUUCAAUAUCGCGAAUGAAGAGAUUUCCUUCGAAAUUCCGCUCAAUCUCUUAAUGCCCGACCAGGUAACACUUUGGCUCAAGCCACCACCUUUUGUUGUCUUUUUCGGCAUAACGCACAGCUUGUCUGAGAAUUUUUCCCUUUCAUACGUUGAUUUUGGCCAGGAUGACAACCGUUUGGAUGAGGAAAGAGUCGCCAUGUCGUGA
Protopolystoma xenopodis is the source of this 474-nucleotide messenger RNA. Lineage: Eukaryota; Metazoa; Platyhelminthes; Monogenea; Polystomatidea; Polystomatidae. The record is from the annotation of a GenBank genome assembly.